GGUACGCCGGAGAGUGAGCACAAGACCCCCUUCACACACUCUCGAUUAAAAUCAACCCCUCCGCGUAACCUUUCUCCCCACUCGCGCAAAAAAAAAAAAUCCACAUAAACAAACAAAAAUACUCAUCCCCGCGACAAUUACUUCACAUCCCUCAAUCCAACUACGUGUGUCCCGACGUCACCGUUAAACUAUUGAAAUCAAUUCAAUCGAAGUGAGAAAGAAAAAGUGACAAGAAACGACGAGUCAAAGUAUUUUCCAGUGGCACAAAUCAACAAAUUUUUUCUCCCGAUUAAAAUUGUCCGUGUAUUUGUGUACAACAUCACUGGAACAUCUCGGCAUUCCAAUUCACCGAGUGAAGAUUGUGAUGAGGGCCGGAGGGAAGCCGACUGAGAUUGCAAGGAGAGAUUUCUGUAAACUAGGAAACAAGUUCUGAGGGAGGAGGAACAAUAUAAAUAACUCGGGAGAGAAAAGUUAUUCGUGAAACAAUUGGAUUUUUUUUUUUUUCGUUGAAAGUUUUCGAUAGAGUGAGGGAGAAGGCACGAAGGAGGAAAAAUAAUACUUGAGAGGGACAAAUUGGAGGAAGGAGUGAGGGGGUUUUUGUGGCCCCGUUGGGCGCAGAUGGGAGCUGGUCUUGAAGAAUCCGACUGGGUGAUUGUACCCGGAGUUGGAAGUACGUUUUUUGAUAAUACUGUUGGGAAUUGGACGAGCACACGUCCACACCCACGACGCAAAGGUUAUUCUAACAUAAUCAGGCCGAUUAAACUCGAUCAAGCUGGAAUUGAUGGAGUUGGAGAAUAUCGUAGCCAACACUGUUUACCUCAAGGCGAGAGAAGGUGGUGGUGACAGCAACAAGGGGAAGAGUAAGAAAUGGCGAAAGAUAUUGCAAUUUCCCCACAUAUCACAGUGCAUCGGCCUAAAAGAUAAGCUUGACAUUAGAUACGGCUAUUUAGUUGAUCAACAGCCAAUAGGACGUCUAUUGUUUCGUCAGUUUUGCCAGGAUCGUAAGCCAUCCUAUCACCGUUACAAUUUAUUUCUCGAUGCCAUUGAAAAGUACGAGAUUGAAUUGGAUGAAAAUCGAACUGAACUUGCCAAAGUACUGUUUGAACAGUAUCUCAAGAGUGAAGGAUCGGAGGUUGUCGAUAUACUCAAUGACUCAGUGAUAUCGCAGUGUGAGGAGCGUCUUGGUACUGGUGGGAGAGAACUAUUCACUGAGGUCCAGCAGACUGUUAAAAAUUUUCUCGCUGGUGAACCAUUCUCCCAGUUUCUCACGAGUUUCUACUUCUACAGGUACCUACAAUGGAAGUGGCUAGAAGCCCAGCCAGUAACGUACAAGACCUUCAGGAUGUAUCGUGUCCUUGGAAAAGGCGGUUUCGGCGAGGUAUGUGCCUGUCAAGUGCGUGCAACUGGUAAAAUGUAUGCCUGCAAAAAACUCGAGAAAAAACGUAUUAAGAAGCGAAAGGGCGAGGCCAUGGUGCUCAUUGAGAAGAACAUACUCCAGAAGAUAAAUUCAAAAUUUGUCGUAUCACUUGCGUACGCUUAUGAAACUAAAGAUGCACUGUGUUUAGUAUUAACGAUUAUGAACGGUGGUGAUUUGAAAUUUCAUAUUUACAAUAUGGGUGGUGAGCCGGGCUUUGAUAUCAAUCGUGCUAGAUUUUACGCAGCUGAAGUUGUGUGUGGACUUGAGCAUUUGCAUCAGCAGGGCAUUGUUUAUCGUGAUUGUAAACCCGAAAAUAUACUGCUCGAUGAUCAUGGACAUGUGAGAAUAUCGGAUCUUGGAUUGGCGGUUGAAAUACUCGAGGGGGAUAUGGUUAGGGGUAGAGUUGGUACUGUUGGUUACAUGGCACCGGAGGUCAUUGACAAUGAGAAGUACACAUUUUCACCUGACUGGUUCAGCUUUGGUUGCUUACUCUAUGAGAUGAUCGAGGGACAGGCGCCCUUUCGUGCUAGGAAGGAGAAGGUCAAGAGGGAGGAGGUGGACAGACGGGUUAAGGAGGAUCAGGAAAAGUAUUCGGCGAAGUUCACGGAGGAGGCUAAGAGUCUGUGCCAACAGUUACUUAAGAAGAAUCCGAAACAUCGAUUGGGAUGCAAGUGCGGGAGGCAUGGGGCUAAGGAGGUGAAACUGCAGAGCUUCUUUCAGUGUUUGAAUUGGAAGAGGGUCGAGGCCGGUAUGUGGGAACCACCGUUUGUACCGGAUCCUCACGCUGUUUAUGCUAAAGAUGUGCUGGAUAUUGAACAAUUCUCAACCGUCAAAGGUGUGAAUUUAGACGCCAGCGAUGACACUUUCUACAGCAAAUUCAAUACGGGGAGUGUUUCCAUUCCCUGGCAGACUGAGAUGAUUGAAACUGAGUGCUUCAAGGAGCUGAAUUUCUUAGGACCGAAUAGCACACCGACACCGGAUUUGUUGGUGAAUUAUCCACCGGUUAAUAAUGAGAGUCGCGGCUGUUUUCCAUUUAGAAGAAAGAAACAAAGCGCAAGAACACGUGAAAUUCCAUUAUCCGAGUGCCAUCUGCUUGAACUGUCACAGAGCCAAAGUUCCGAGAUGCCGGCCAGCUGAUCCAGGAUUAAUUCGGGAAAUCCGAGUACACCGACUAAACGGUCGGACGAUCCCUCGCGAUGCUGCAUCUGAGUUGAGAAUUCAAUUAAACAAGAGGAGUGUGUCAAGUUGAAAAAAAAGCCAAACGGCUGAACAAGAGGGAAUUGAAGGAGAAAAAUAUGCAUUGAAUUGAAUUAAAGAUGGUGUCUAGAUGCACAAAAGCCAUCGGUCGACGUCCUGUGACGCUGCAACGAGCAAAAUACACGCGAAUCCCUGGGCUGUUACGUAAGCACAUUCUUGGGACGCACACAAUUAUUAAAAAUACACACAGAUGGUUCAAAUGAAUGAUGCACACAAACAUUGAAAAGAAAAAUGAAGAAAAAACAUACACAACCGAAUAUGGGAGACGAACGUUCCAGCCAUUUGACGCACGUACAAACACAACUCAAUGCACUCAUCUCAUUAAAAUAUCUCUCUCCCCUCUCCUUUUUAUUUUCUCAACUCAAUACGUCGUUGAAGAUCUGGAAAACUCGUUGGAGCAUUUAAUUUAUCGUGUCAUUAAUUUUUAUCUUCACUCUCAUGAUGGAAACAAAGUGAGUUUGAUGUGCAUUACGAAUCUCUUGCCCCUGAUCGUAUCUGUUGGGGGAAAAAAUCGUGUGGUCUGAUGAAUCAAAGGUCUGAACAAAAAAAAAUUAACUUAAUAAUAGUCAUUUGCAAUUUUUCUUUAGAUAAUAGUGGAAUUAACGUCGGGAAAUAGACGUUUCAUGUGGAGUCAAUAAUGUUUAAAAUCACUGGGCAAUUCUAAUUACUUUUAACUCUAUUCUAUUCUUAUUUUUUUUAGAAUCGUUGGCUCUUCGGUUUAUAUUUAUUGAAUAUAAGUGAUGGGGAGUCAAUGAAUACUUCGUUGAAUGAUCAUUAACUGGGUUGUCAGAGUUUUUGCAUUUUAAAUGCAGGAAAAAAUGAGGAAGAGUAAUGAUAAAAUGCCAAACGUGCUGAUCUGAUCGUGCUCAACAAGUGGAAUUGAGGGCACGUGUCAUUAACACAUGUCGGAUCUCGUUUUUUUUUAAUUACUGGAAUUGGGAGGGGUAGAACAAUCAUGCCUAGGUAUCGGUGUAUAACAGAAAUUGAUGAUAACGAAUAGUUGAUUGAAAAAAUUUAGUGCAAUUUCGUUCGUUUUUUUAUACUCUUUUCUGCUCUACUUUUGUCACUUGUUGUUUCUUUCCAAUGAUGAAAUUGACAACGAAUAAUUUGUUAGUAGAUUAGUUCUGUGAACUUCAUAAUGAGCACACAUAUUGCUGUCGUGUAAACGAAUGAGAUUCGUUAUAAUUUAAGUUUAUUUUUUAUUCACACGAGGGAAAAAUGGUUUAAUUUAUAAAUGUGUAGGUGUUUCUUUUUUCCCCACGUGAGAUUGACUUUUAUCAUUCCAGAAAUCGUAAUUUUGUUUUUCUCACAUCAUUUCUCAACCUCUGUCUGUUGUAUUGACGUGUCUUCUGUGUCAAUGUGUGACUGGCCAUUUGGAAGCACUGUCUCAAAUUAUUGCGAUUAAUUUUUCACGAUUCAUCUUUCAUUUCUCAUUUCUAUCGGUAAAUUAAGUACAAUGUCGGUGUAAGCGUUUAGAUGUGUAAAAUAAUACUUAUUUAUAUAUUAUACAUAAUUAGGUGGUAAUUACGAUGGGAUGGAAACAAAGUAGUUGUAAGAGGAGGGGAAAACACUCAUGAUGACGGUAUAAUGUGACAACUCUUAUAGCCGUCCUCGAUUUUUCGAUUAAUAUGAAAUUGUACGUACUUUAUUAUCUUCACGUACGUUAUUGAUUUAUGAAACAAUGUCUUGUUUGUAAAUACGGGAAUUCAUGGACGUGAUUGGUUCGAUGGCAUUUUGCACAUUUACAAUUUCAGGAUUUGAAUUAGGGGAUUAGAGUGGGGAGAAAUUAAUGGGAUGGACCUUGCAAUGGGAUUUAUUUGGAAAUAUUACGUUUUCGGAAUUUUUUAUGCUGCGAAUAACAAAUUCCACGUGAAUGGGAUUAAUCGACAUUUGUUCAAUGUUAUACGACUGACACUUUUCUUUAUAAAGACAUGUUUAGCUCAAAUUUCGUUAGUUUCGUUAUUUGAAUUAACAACGGCAGAAAAAUGUUGAGAAGAAUUUUUUUUAAUUCUCCCGAGUGAAUGAGAAAUUGCAAAUUUGGGACAUUCAUUGGAAUCCAUUGUAUUAUCGAUCCUUUGACAAUAGUGCAAAUAACGUCGAAAAAUAGACUCCUGAAUUUUAAGUUUGCUCUCAUUCAAGUGGAAUUGUUUUUCAUAAUGAAGAAAAAAAAUAGAUUGAAAUUUUAAAAUUGCAGGGAGUCUCUCACAAAAUCAUCAACUAAAAAAUAAACGGCCUCUAACGCUUCAAGUGUUCUGUUUCGAUAGAGGAAAUCAUUAGAAACUCCAUUGAACUCAAUUAUACACUCGAUUAGUCUCCAUCGAAGUAGCUGUAAUAUUUAAUGGAUUUUGCCAAGGCCUACUCAAUUUCGUUAACAAUUUUUACUGAAUUCAAAUGUCAUAAGUUGGAAUUCCAAAGCCAGUUGAUGAUUAUCGCUGAUAUUUGCUGAUAAUUCGCCGAAAAUGAGCCGAAUUUUCAAAAUGACUGACGUUAUCCAUAUAGCUUUCUUUUUACAUCAAGACACUAGUCAUCAGAACAACUAAAAAACAAAUGAACAAACGUCAGUGGUGAUUGAUGAAAAUUUCGGCAAUCGAUAAUAAUGAAGUAAACAAAUACACACAACUUAGCACAAAGCAUUAUGUUCUGUUCAACGCGCCUCGACGAAGCCAAAUAACAAUUCUUUUGUAAUCUUCUAUGUUGUACGAGAGAAACGAUAAAUCACGUGGACAAAGUUAUAAAUAUAUAAAUACGUAAAUCAUAAAGAACAAUUUAAUUUUCUUUUUCCAAGUUAUUAAACGGAUAUUAUAUACGUUAUGUAUUUAUAGCUUCGAAUUUAUACAUACCAAUUGUAGAUUAAAAUCGUAUAAUCGUACAUGUUGGCCUUUUUUGUGUACUGCAAAGUCGAAAAUACUUCCCUUUAAUAAUAAGUGAAUGUCGUAAAUAUGAGACGAAGUUUGGAGGAGAAAUUGAUUCAUUUUAUGACUAUAAUAC
This is a messenger RNA of Diachasma alloeum, 5662 nucleotides long. It is a transcript of the gene Gprk2, whose product is annotated as G protein-coupled receptor kinase 5. The record is from RefSeq and is a predicted model, not a curated record. The transcript is spliced from 8 exons. Gene Ontology annotation, molecular function: G protein-coupled receptor kinase activity; ATP binding. Lineage: Eukaryota; Metazoa; Arthropoda; Insecta; Hymenoptera; Braconidae. Bases 782 to 2554 code for a protein of 590 amino acids. Gene Ontology annotation, biological process: regulation of signal transduction; signal transduction; protein phosphorylation. Gene Ontology annotation, cellular component: cytoplasm.